AUGGGGCGCAGGUCGAAUUGGCCGACCGACCGGCCGCUUGGUCCGAGAGCCGCGGCCGCUGGGCGCCUUGGCUGGCCGGCAGGCCAGUCAUUCUGGUCUUGCUGGCAUCUUUUGGCCAGAAAAGGUUUGCAACUCACGCAGGGAUGCACGCCAUGUGAUCACAAGGUUGGUGUUCAUCCAAACAUUGAUGUGAUCGUAAAUGUGGUUGUCGAUGUGGUUGUGGUUGUGGAUGUGGAUGUGGAUAUGGUUGUGGUUCCUGAUGUGCACGUAGUUGUGGAAGUGGUUGUGAAUGUGGAUAUGAUUGUGGUUCCUGAUGUAGAUAUUGUUUUGGAAAUGGUUGUGGAUGUUUUUGUGGGUGUGGUUGCGGAGGCGGAAGUGGAUAUGGUUGUAGUUCCUCAUGUGGAUGUUGUUGUGGAAGUGGCUGUGGAUGUUCUUGUGGAUAUGAUUGUGCAAGUGGUUGUGGAUAUGGUUGUGGAUAGGAAUAUGAUUGUGGUUCCUGAUGUGGGUGUUGUUGUGGAUGUGGAUAUGGUUGUGGAAGUGACAAAUCUUGGGGCCCGACUUUUCGGGGCUUGCACAAUUGUCUUCGGCCAGUUCCUCUUCGUCUUUGCCCGAUCAGCUCUUUGUCUCCAGCCCACACGGUCAUGUCUCUCUAUGCCUUACCUCGAUUCGGCCUUGACACUCGUCCACACACGCACACACACACAUUCACAUGCACAGGAGUGGGGCGGAGCUAUGAAUUCUACAACCUUCGUACGGAAACGUCAGACAUCCGACCCGAUCGCCGGUGGCAGCGGGUCCAGGAGUGACGUGCAGUCUGGAGAGGCAGUGGUCUUGCAAAACCGCACCUUUACAAACUUUUCGCGUCCACAUUCGACCGAAGCCUCAGCCGGCACCGAUACCUCCGCCUGCGGGUCGUUUGGUCUGUUGCCGUGUCACUCAGCCGUUCGAGCAGUCAAUCAUCGCGUAAACAAUCCGGCCAACACUUGCUUCUUUCUCUCCAUCUUUCUCUCUACAUUCUCCACUCCUCCCUUGCGCUGCCCACUUUUGCCCACCUCGACCCGACAUCGUAAAGCCCAGCAGCGAAAUUCUCGCCAGUUUUAUUAUCUUCCAAGCUUUCGCUCAACUGAACCGUCUCUGCUGAGCCGAAUCUCCUGUACAUUUUGUUGUCUCGUUGGUCUCUCUCUCUCUCUUUCACACACACACACACACACACACACACAUACACACAUACACAAACACACUCUUUCUCUCUCUCCGGUUUGGGAUGCCACCAUUUCCGGCCUUUUUGGUCGGUCUGCAGGUCUGCUGGCAGUGACCGGCCGGCUUGUCGAUGCGGCGAUGGUGUACACACUCGCCUCGAGGGCGUCAUGGCAGCCGAUCCGGACGCUUUCGCUCUGA
Messenger RNA from Protopolystoma xenopodis, 1398 nucleotides. Lineage: Eukaryota; Metazoa; Platyhelminthes; Monogenea; Polystomatidea; Polystomatidae. The record is from the annotation of a GenBank genome assembly.